AUGGUGGCCGCCAGCCUGGGGACAGGGAUGUCCCUGCAGCGGGAGAUGGAGGCCGGGCGCGUGUUCCUGGCCGACUACGCGCUGCUGGAGGGGCUCCCCACGGGCACCAUCGGGGGGCACCCCCAGUUCGUGGCCGCCCCCCUGUGCCUGCUCUGGCUCUGCCCCCGCGGCCGCCUCCUGCCCGUGGCCAUCCAGCUGUCCCAGCGCCCCGGGCCGGGCUCCCCCAUUUUCGUUGCCGGGGGCCGGGGCUGGGCCCUGGCCAAGCUGUGGGUGAGGGGCGCGCACUUCGUGCUGCACGAGAUGGUGACGCACCUGCUGCACGGCCACUUCCUGGCCGAGGCCUUCGCCGUGGCCACCCAGCGCCUGCCCGCCGCGCACCCCGUGCACCAGCUCCUGCUGCCCCACGUGCGUUUCACCUUCCACAUCAACAUCCUGGCGCGGGAGACGCUGCUGAGCCCCGGUGGCAUCAUCGACCAGGCCACCGCGGUGGGCCGCGAGGGCACGCUGGCGCUGGUGGCCCGCGGCACGGCGGCGCUGACGCUGCGCGAGCUCUGUGUCCCCGAUGACGUGGCCGCGCGCGGCGUUGGGGACAUCCCCGGCUACCACUACAGGGACGACGCGCUGGACAUCUGGGACGCCAUCCACGGCUACGUGGAGGGGAUCGUGGCGCUGUUCUACGCCGGGGACGCGGAGGUGGCCGAGGACGAGGAGCUGCAGGAGUGGGUGGGCGAGAUCUUCACCUACGGCGUCCUGGGCAACGAGGAGAGCGGGUUCCCGUCCAGGCUCUGCGGCCGCCCCGAGCUGGUGAAGUUCCUGACCAUGAUCAUCUUCUGCUGCUCCGCCCGGCACGCGGCCGUCAACAGCGGCCAGUACGACUACGCGGCCUGGAUGCCCAACACGCCGGGCACGCUGCAGCGGCCGCCGCCGGGCAGCGAGGACGAGGCCAGCGAGGAGCUGCUGGUGGCCACGCUGCCGUCCCCCGAGGCCACCGGCGCCCUGCUGGCCCUGCUGAGCGUGGUCAGCUACGAGGGGGGAGAGCCGCGUCCCCUGGGCUCGCGCUCGCAGGACCUGCUGGCCGGGCGGGCCCCGCGGCGCCUGCUGGCCGCGUUCCGGGCGCGCCUGGCCGCCAUCUCGGAGCGGAUCCGCGCCCGGAACGCGGCGCUGGCCCUGCCCUACCCCUACCUGGAGCCCGGCUGCGUGCAGGAGAGCAUCUCCAUCUGA
Passer domesticus (house sparrow) is the source of this 1221-nucleotide messenger RNA. RefSeq names its product hydroperoxide isomerase ALOXE3-like. Gene Ontology annotation, biological process: lipoxygenase pathway; lipid oxidation; linoleic acid metabolic process. The record is from RefSeq and is a predicted model, not a curated record. The coding region runs from base 1 to 1221 and encodes 406 amino acids. Gene Ontology annotation, molecular function: iron ion binding; oxidoreductase activity, acting on single donors with incorporation of molecular oxygen, incorporation of two atoms of oxygen. The transcript has 9 exons. Lineage: Eukaryota; Metazoa; Chordata; Aves; Passeriformes; Passeridae.